This is a messenger RNA of Mesitornis unicolor (brown roatelo), 1461 nucleotides long. RefSeq names its product acidic mammalian chitinase-like. Gene Ontology annotation, molecular function: chitin binding; chitinase activity. Bases 1 to 1461 code for a protein of 486 amino acids. Lineage: Eukaryota; Metazoa; Chordata; Aves; Mesitornithiformes; Mesitornithidae. The record is from RefSeq and is a predicted model, not a curated record. Gene Ontology annotation, biological process: chitin catabolic process; carbohydrate metabolic process. Gene Ontology annotation, cellular component: extracellular region. The transcript has 11 exons.
AUGGCCAAGCUCCUUUUGCUUACCGGUCUGGCCCUCCUGCUGNNNNUCUCUGCAGGCACUGCCUAUGUGCUGUCAUGUUACUUCAGCAACUGGGCCCAGUACAGGCCUGGUGUGGGGAAAUUCAUGCCUGACAACAUCGACCCGUGCCUGUGCACUCACCUGCUCUACGCCUUUGCUGGGAUGAGCAACAAUAAGAUCACGACUUACGAGUGGAACGACGAGACCCUUUACCAAUCCUUCAAUGGCCUGAAGAACCAGAACAAAAAUCUGAAGACUCUGCUCUCCAUCGGAGGAUGGAAUUUCGGGACAGAUAAGUUCUCCACAAUGGUUUCCACUCCCCAGAACCGCCAGACCUUCAUCAAGUCCGUCAUCAAGUUCCUGCGCCAGUAUCAGUUUGAUGGGCUGGACAUCGACUGGGAAUACCCUGGCUCCAGGGGCAGCCCAGCCCGGGACAAGGAGCUCUUUACCGUCCUGCUCAAGGAAAUGCUGGCAGCUUUUGAGCAGGAAGCCAAACAGGUCAACAAGCCCCGUCUCCUGAUCACCGCAGCCGUUUCCGCAGGACUUUCCACCAUUCAGAGCGCCUACCAGAUUCCUGAGGUUGGAAAGUACUUGGACUACAUCCACGUGAUGACUUACGACUUCCACGGCUCCUGGGACAGUAGCACUGGGGAGAACAGCCCCCUGUACAAAGGCCCAACCGACACCGGGGACAACAUCUACUUCAAUGUUGAUUAUGCUAUGAAUUACUGGAAGAGCAAUGGUGCCCCAGCUGAGAAACUCGUUGUUGGAUUCCCAGCGUAUGGAAAUACCUUCAGGCUGCAAAACCCAUCUGACCACGGUCUCGGGGCACCGGUGUCAGGACCUGGUGCAGCUGGACCUUACACACAGGAGGCUGGGACACUGGCUUACUAUGAGAUCUGCAGCCUCUUGAGCUCAGGAGGGACCGAGGUUUGGGAUGCCCCCCAGGACGUGCCCUAUGCUUACAAAGGCAACGAGUGGGUUGGCUAUGACAACAUCAAGAGCUACAACAUCAAGGUUGACUGGCUGAAGAAGAACAAUUUUGGAGGUGCUAUGGUUUGGGCCAUUGACUUGGAUGACUUCACUGGCACUUUCUGCAAGGAAGGCAAAUAUCCCCUGAUCACCACCCUGAAGAACGGCCUUGGUCUGCAGAACAGCGACUGCGUGCCUCCCGCUCAUCCUAAUCCUCCAGUCACCCCAACUGCCUCUUCCACAGGAGGAAGUGAUAGUGGGAGCGGGGACUCAGGUAGCAAUCCAGGGGACUCUGGUGACUCUGGUGACUCUGGUGACAGUGACUUCUGUUCUGGCAAGUCCAACGGCAUCUACGCAGACCCCACCAACAAGAGCAACUUCUACAGCUGCGUCAAUGGCCAAACCUACAUGGAGAGCUGCCAGUCCGGUCUCGUCUUUGACAGCAGCUGCUCCUGCUGCAACUGGCCAUGA